AUGGACCAAGAUGAAGAAAUGGAUGAAUUCAAUGAUAAUGAGGAAGGACCUGUCGUCUUUCCAUCAACAGGAGUUGGUAGUGUAUCCAAUGAUGGAGCAAGUGGAGAUGAGGAUAAUGAAGAAGAUGAAGACGGUGGACAUGAUAAAAAAAGAAUCGAUAAUGGUUUAGGAAAAUUGUUCGAAAUACCUGAAUUUACUAGAAAAGAUAAGACUUUGGAGGAGAUAUUAGAAUUAAUGGAUGAUAAUGCUCCUAUUAUUCCAGAUGCGGUCACUGAAUACUACCUAAGAAAAAAUGGUUUCGAUUGUACAGAUCUUAGAGUGAAAAGAUUGUUGGCUCUUGCCACACAAAAAUUUAUAAGUGACAUUGCGAAUGAUGCAUAUGAAUAUUCCAGAAUUAGAUCAAGUGUUGCAGUAAGUAAUGCGAAUAAUGCACAAGCCAGAGCUCGACAGCUAAUGCAAGGCCAACAACAGCCAGGUCAACAGCAAAUAACGCAACAGCAGCAACAACAAAAUGAAAAGACAACUGCAAGUAAAGUAGUACUGACGGUAGAUGAUCUAAGUAGUGCUGUACAAGAAUAUGGUUUGAAUAUAGGGCGUCCAGAUUUCUAUCAUUAA
This is a messenger RNA of Maudiozyma saulgeensis, 615 nucleotides long. Lineage: Eukaryota; Fungi; Ascomycota; Saccharomycetes; Saccharomycetales; Saccharomycetaceae. The record is from the annotation of a GenBank genome assembly.